Molecule: messenger RNA, 1065 nt
Organism: Heterostelium album PN500
Lineage: Eukaryota; Evosea; Eumycetozoa; Acytosteliales; Acytosteliaceae
Exons: 3
Coding region: 1-1065 (354 amino acids)
Cellular component (GO): membrane; intracellular membrane-bounded organelle
Molecular function (GO): heme binding
Source: RefSeq, a predicted model, not a curated record
AUGGAUGUACAACAAUCAUAUACUUUAGAGGAAGUAGCUCAACAUAAUAAACGUGACGAUCUCUGGAUGGUCAUCGACGGAAAGGUCUACAACUGCACAGAGUUUGUCGAUGAGCAUCCGGGUGGUGGUGAUUACAUCAUCGACAACGCCGGUAGAGAUGCAACUCUUGAGUUUAUCGAUGCCGGUCACAGCGAGAAAGCCAUUGCUUUGCUCAAGGACUUUUACAUUGGUGAAUGCUCGAAUGCCAAACACAUUGGUAAGCUUAAUGCACCAGCCACAGCAGCUACCUCUAAUGCUACCACUACAGAGAAAACAGAAUCAGAAUCAGUUUCAUCUUCACAAACUACAGAUAAUUCCACCAACAACAUCAGCACCAGAAAAUCAUCAUCAUCAACAUCAGAACCCACCAACAGUUAUUUAAUACCACUAAUCAUCAUUGGUGCUGUAGUAGUCGUAUCAGCAGUCAUAGCAAACAACAAUAUCAAUUCUAUUGAUAUCUACAGUGGUUCUUUCCACAGAGGAUUAUGGACGGUGGAGGAUUUAAAGCAAACUGGUUGGGAUUUUAAUUCGAUGAACGCAGAUGAGAAACAAAAAUUCAAUUUGUUAGUUCUCCAAAGAAUCUUGGACCAAAUGGCGCAACCAAGCCAACUUCGUAAACCAGUUUCCAAAAUUCCAUAUUAUGGACCAUACACUUCAUUCGUCAAUGACCCAUACAAGACCGAUCCUUAUACUGGAGCCUAUCAAAUCAAUCCAGUUUUGGGAGGUGACAAUUUCAUCUCUGGUCUCUUUGGCACUAGUGGUGGUCCACUUGGAGGUCGUUUCGGUGCCUCUGGUUUCAAUGGUGGUGGAUUGAUUGCUGGUGGAUACCCAGGUCAAUUCGUACUCUCAGCAAUCUUCCCUAACCAAUACAUGGCCAAUGGUCCAAUUGCCGGAUUGCUUACCGGUGACAUUAGAAACCCAAUUUAUGAUGCCACAAGACAUCCACCACCUUACAUUAGCACUGCUUAUGGUCCAUUAGCUCCAUAUCUCCAAAAAAGACAAGGUGGUGAUGGAUGGCAAAACUAA